This is a messenger RNA of Paraglomus brasilianum, 1053 nucleotides long. NCBI's taxonomy places the organism in Eukaryota, Fungi, Glomeromycota, Glomeromycetes, Paraglomerales, Paraglomeraceae. The record is from the annotation of a GenBank genome assembly.
AUGAGUGUUGAAAGUAUGAGAGCCGUGCUCGCCAAGGAGCCUGGAGAUGCAUCACAACUCUACAAUGGACUUGCUCCAAUACCUUUGCCAAAAGAUAACGAAUUAUUGGUUAAAAUCAAAUGCUUUGCCCUCAAUCGGAUGGACAUUUUACAGCGCCAAGGAAGAUAUCCCGUUCCACCAGAAGCUUCUCAGAUUCUUGGGACUGAAUUGUCAGGAAUCGUAGAGAAAAUUGGAAGUAAAGGUGCACGAUCCAUUAUUACAUUGCCAUAUAUUUCACUGGAUGCUAUACUUCAUGGUCCUGGAGAUCGUGUCUUUGGUUUAAACGACGGUGGCGCGUAUGCCGAAUAUGGCAUACUCCACGAAGAUAUGGCCAUGAUUCUUCCGGAAGAAGUGUCAUUCCAACAGGGAGCUGCUAUACCAGAAGCAUGGUUUACAGCGUAUCAAGUAUUACAUCUAAUCGGCCAGAUUCGUCAAGGUGACAGUGUACUAAUACAUGCAGGAGCUAGUGGAGUUGGCAUUGCCGCUAUUCAAUUGGCAAAAGCAGCUGGAGCAAAACACAUCUUUGCUACUGCUGGAUCAGAGCGUAAAUUGGCCUUUAUUGAAUCAAUCGGCGUUACAAACGGCAUUAAUUACAAGAAAGAAAAUUUUCGAGAUAAGAUAAUGGAACAUACUGAUGGCUGUGGUGUAGACUUGCUAAUUGAUUUUGUAGGCAAAGAUUAUUGGCAUCCUAACAUAGACAGUCUUGCUAAAGACGGUAGGAUAGUUUUAGUAGGUUUUUUAUCUGGUCGAAUUGUAGAGAAUUUCGAUUUAUCAGCAUUGCUUAUGAAGAGAUUACGUGUCGAGGGCACUACUCUACGCUCCCGUUCGCUUUCGUAUAAGAUAACUCUUCGUGACGAGUUUUACAACAAGAUUUUUCCUCGGUUUAUUGACGAGCAUGGUACUUUCAAAGUCUUUAUUGAUCGAGAAUACUACUGGAAGGAUAUCGCUGAUGCCCAUCGUUACAUGGAAAGCAACGAAAGUAUUGGCAAGAUCGUUGUGAAUGUAGUUGAUUGA